AUGCUUACUCAAUCAACUCUCGAUAAUUACUAUCGGUCUUCUCGUCGCAAACCACCAUGUAAUGCAUUCCCUGUUAUUUCCCAUCAAAUUGAUAUAGAUAGGAAUGAAAUCACCACCUCAACAUCGCUUUCAACUCUGAGCAGAACCGCCACUUCUACCACCAUAAAAAUCACUCCUGACAGCAUCGACCCAACAAAUAUCAUCAUUACUACCGCCACCACCACAGCCAACAAAAAUGCCAACAACAACAACUACAUCAAUAAUAGCAGUAUCGAAAACAACAACAACAAAAUCAAAAACGACAACAGAAACAGCAACAGAAACGACAAUGACAGUAAAGAUAAAAACAUCAACAAAACUUACGUAUCCGCCAUGAAUUCAGUUGUCGUCAACAAUCAUAGCGAGUCGACAAAUGUAGAUUCAAGAAACACAGUCCAAAACAUUUCAGUUAGUUCGAAAGAUUCUGAUACAGCUACAAAUAAUUCAAGCACAGAUAUAUCCUCCACUAAGACUGAUUUAGAGUGUGGGGCCAGCACUAGCAUUCGCGAUUGCUCUGGUAAAACGAAGGAGAAUUUGAAAGAACUUCGCGAUAAAUCGAGUAAAAAAAUAAAGCAACAUGAGCGACAGAUUUCUACAGGCUCCUCGGAAUCACAGGAGGCUUCAUCUUCACAAUUGAAUAGUAUCGAGAACGAUGCCGAAGAAUACGAUUUUUGGAAAAAUUUGUGGCACUUUUCUGAGGAGUGUGUGGUCUUGGAUUUAGAUAAAGAUGACUUCGGUGAAACUGUAGUCGACAAAAUUCAAGAGAUUAAAAAGAAAGUUUAUCAGGAUUGUGUUCGCGUUCGAUUUAAAGGGAAAUUAUAUAGCACAUUGGUCGCCAGGUAUGCAGAACGUAACUUUCCACAGGUGAAGCAGUCUUGCUGCAAAAUGGUUAUGUUAUAUACAAGCAGAUUCCGAGCUAAUAUCAAACGGUUGAGUAGUUCGGAAUGGGCAAGACUCAGGAAAGAACUAUUGGCCCUAGACAACUGGUUAUCAACAAACGCUGAUAUUUAUGACAAGGAUUAUAGAGAUGUCAUCAUGGCUUUGGAUUCAUGCAAGCACGGCACUUCUCAGAGUGUUCAUCAAGUCAAUGAAGAGCAUGCAGAUGAAGUGAUUUCAACCAAUCCAAUUGCAGCACUUGAUUCUUCUGCAUCCACAAAAUCAUCUCAACUUAUUGUUGUCACCGAAAAGGUUGAUCACUCCUUGACGAAUAAUAUCGGUGUUGUGGAAAAUGUACAAGAGAUUCCUGAUAAUGCAAAUCUUGUCGCAGAAUCAGUGCCCGCAGAAGAAACUUUUCGUGAAAAUGCCCCCGAAAUUGGCAGAGUUACAAGAUUGUGCACCCCCGAGGUACAAUAUGGGGGCCGAAGAAUGUGUGAAGCAACUUACAUAUUUGAAAAGUGUACCAGAUCUCUCGAAGACGUUAGUACUUUACGAAAUGUUGACUUGCUGGAAAUAAAACCGCGACCCAACUCAUCUCCACAAUUUAAAUCACUGGUCUGUUUGACGAAAAUAGAUAAUGAAGCUGUGGUUCCAAAAACUACCGAUGCAGACCCACUGAAAAGAGAUUGUGCUCUUAUGGUCUCGAGUGAAAAACUAGUUUGUGCUCGCCCAAGCAUCCCAACUGAUAAAUUGAAUCAAGACUUACAUCCAGGUGUCACUGUUGAAAGAGGCAAAGUUGAUUACUGGGAAGGGAAUCAACUACAAUCCACGGAUUUAAUAGAGUCCAUUUCCAUGGAGCCGCGAAACGUAUCAAUAGAAGAUUCAAGUCCUUUGAAACUGGAGACAGUGGAGAGAUUUGAAGAAUUAUUCGAUACCAAAGUAAAACCCUUUUUACCGCCAUCCUGGCAGGGACAGUCACCCAGCGAGAGCGACCCCUCAUUUGUGUUCAUACAGAAGGAGAUCACUGAAAUUGCUCGCAUGAAAAAGAAAUUCAAGACCGAUUGCCAAAUUGAAAUUGGUUUCUUUCAUCAAAUGUUUCACCAUCAUUUGUUGUGUACAGGGACUGAUGAAGGAUUUACGAAGCGAAACGAAAUCGAAAAGAAAAUUUACAAAAGAGUUUUGUCUUUGUAUUAUCUUGUUAUGGGGCUGCUCGCACAAGUCGGCGACCAGCAGAAUAAUGUCUCCCAUGAAAAUUUAAAUGCUGAAAGGUUGGUUGCACUUGGCGAAAUAUCUAAUGAAGUUUUCAGGUUCUUGAUUCAGUUAUUGAAAAAAUGGGAUGAACUCCCCUUUUGCAGUAUAAGGUAUAUUAGAACAACGAACCAGGCAUUGGACACUUUGUUGCAGGAGAUUGAGAGAAAGUUUGGCGAAGUUGUUGAAAGCAUUGACGGUGUCAUGUCAUCCCCAGUAAACAAGGGAAGUGAAACGAAUGGUUCAAGCAUACAAAGAAAAAUAUGUUUGGAAAAAAUAAAAAUCAAUGAAAACACAAAAAGAGGUUUCCCGUCCAAAAAUGAGGUGAACUGUGUCCAGCAUGAAAAUGCAGAGACAAAUGUUUCGUUCGUAAAUGUGAUAAAAAGCUCUGUUCCAGUAACGGGGUCUUCAGAGAAGAGAAGUGAAACUGUGAUUGAACUCGGGGUAAAAAAUGCCAAAGAGGUCAAUCUUGUGUCUAACGAUACGGCGCAGAAGAAGAAGAAGAAGAAGAAGAAGGGGUGGGCGUAUAAAUAA
Molecule: messenger RNA, 2697 nt
Organism: Lodderomyces parapsilosis
Lineage: Eukaryota; Fungi; Ascomycota; Pichiomycetes; Serinales; Debaryomycetaceae
Exons: 1
Coding region: 1-2697 (898 amino acids)
Source: RefSeq, a predicted model, not a curated record